Messenger RNA from Pantherophis guttatus, 4437 nucleotides. RefSeq lists its product as uncharacterized. Gene Ontology annotation, cellular component: lipid droplet; cytosol. Gene Ontology annotation, biological process: positive regulation of triglyceride storage; lipid storage. NCBI's taxonomy places the organism in Eukaryota, Metazoa, Chordata, Lepidosauria, Squamata, Colubridae. The record is from RefSeq and is a predicted model, not a curated record.
AAACUCUUUCGAAGAGACAGGUCCUGAAAAAUUCCCCCCCCCCCCAAAAUCAUGAGAGAAGGAGGGGGGAAAAUUAAAAUUUGAAAGAUGUGUGCGGGAACGGGCCCUUGAAGUAGCCACUGCUGCGUACACUGCUGCACCCUAACCGAGAACAGUUUGGGGACAGGGACGCGCAGAGCAUAUCAGACGACAAUCAAUCUUUGCAGGAUUUGAAUUACAUCAUCGAUCAGCUGGAGCGGGAGGAAAUGGAAGCUCUCUCUCUCGACAUCAUGAGCAGCCCAGACGAAGAGCUGAAGGUGGAAUGGGAGGUUUCCCGAACCCCUUCGCCGGACAUCACCAUCGUGCCGGAAGUCUCUAGCCGGCCAUACCUGGUGGAGACAGACCUCAACCUUUCGGUGGACUCAGUGUCUUCUCCGCCUCCUCCCUCGCUCGAUUCCUUCUUUCCUUGCAGUCUGAUUGAGGACUCGGCGUUCUCCAUCGAGAAGGUCCUGGGACCAACCACCGCCAACAUCUUGGCCGAAGCAGAGGCCGAAGCCUCCAAGUACGCAAAUGGAUUACAAAACCUGGAAAUUGAAUGGUCUGAAGACACCAACGAGCCUCACCGCAUUCUGACUUGUCAAAUAUGCCAGCUUUUUGUGCGGACGGUCGAUCGGUUGCUGGACAAAUCGGAGCAACUCAUGGAUCAUUACUUGCCCCUUACAGAGGAGGAAAUAGCAAGUCUGAAGAAAGCCGUAGAGGAGAUGGACGAUUCCUCUACCGAUCAUGAGAUGCAAGUGUGCUUCGCACGGAUCAGCAACCUUUCGGGCAAACUCCGUCAACGUGCCUACAUGAUGGCCCUGAGCAAGCUAAGGCUAGCCCGGAAGAAUACUGAAGAGAAUCUGGCUCAGCUUCAACAAACCAUUGAUUUGAUUGGACAGGUCCAACAUGUGGACGCUAUGGACUACCAGAAAAGUUUUGAGAAGCUGACCGAAAUCAGCAUCCAAUGGACUCAGAGGAAUUCCCUCCCGCAGCAAUCCGUGUGCCUGCAAACUGAAUCCUUCUCCCCUGGCUCCAGUAUUGAUGAAAUUGGUCCACGAGUUGCCCAGAGCAGCGAUAAUGAAGAUUUGGGGGUCUCCAUAUCUAUAAGUAGCAAGGUCGAAGAAAAGCAAGAAAUUCCUAUUGAGGGUGAGAUUGCGGAGAUGGUCUCAACAUUUUCCACAGAGAUUCACUACAGGGAGGAGAUUGAGGUAGUGCCGAGCAAAGAAGUCACGCCGCCUCCAGACGUCAGCUCUGAAAAGUUGCCAAGUCCUCCAGCAGAAGUUGAGCCGGAGGCGCCACCAAGCCCUCCAGCAGAGGUUGAGCCAGAAGUCCCACCAGGUCCUCCAGAAGAGGUUGAGCCAGAGGUACCAAGUCCUCCAGAAGAAGUUGAGCCAGAAGUCCCACCAGGUCCUCCGGAAGAGGUUGAGCCAGAGGAACCAAGUCCUCCAGAAGAGGUUGAGCCAGAAGUUCCACCAAGUCCUCCAGAAGAAGUUGAGCCAGAGGUACCAAGUCCUCCAGAAGAAGUUGAGCCAGAAGUUCCACCAGUCCUCCAGAAGAAGUUGAGCCAGAAGUUCCACCAAGUCCUCCAGAAGAGGUUGAGCCAGAAGUUCCACCAGGUCCUCCAGAAGAGGUUGAGCCAGAGGUACCAAGUCCUCCAGAAGAGGUUGAGCCAGAAGCUCCACCAAGUCCUCCAGAAGAGGUUGAGUCAGAAGCUCCACCAAGUCCUCCAGAAGAAGUUGAGCCAGAAGUUCCACCAAGUCCUCCAGAAGAAGUUGAGCCAGAAGUUCCACCAGGUCCUCCAGAAGAGGUUGAGCCAGAGGUACCAAGUCCUCCAGAAGAGAUUGAGCCAGAGGUUCCACCAAGUCCUCCAGAAGAGGUUGAGCCAGAAGCUCCACCAAGUCCUCCAGAAGAGGUUUGAGCCAGAAGCUCCACCAAGUCCUCCAGAAGAGGUUGAGCCAGAAGUCCCACCAAGUCCUCCAGAAGAGAUUGAGCCAGAGGUACCAAGACUCCCAGAAGAGGUUGAGCCAGAAGCUCCACCAAGUCCUCCAGAAGAGAUUGAGCCAGAAGUUCCACCAAGCCCUCCAGAAGUUGAGCCAGAAGUUCCACCAAGUCCUCCAAGAGAGGUUGAGCCAGAGGUACUACCAAGUCCUCCAGCAGAAGUUGUGCCAGAGGUGCUACCAAGCCCCAAACUUCCAACCCCUCCACCAGAAGUGGAGCCCAAGAAGCCGCCAACCCCUCCACCAGAAGUCACCACGCCCCCCAAGAGUGUAUCGUUGACCCCUGUGGAGAAGGUCCACAGAGAUGUGGCUCAUAUAACUCUAACAACUCCCGGUUGCGAUGAAGACGAUACUCUGCUUGUAAGGAUGGCUAGAAGUGAAGAAGAUUUCGCUUCUGAAGUAGAAACCAAAACCCUAGAAAUGUCCCGGAGCUUGACCAGCAACUUGAAGAACACCUAUGAGAGCCUAUUGACCAACCUGAAAGACCUUCCCUCUAAUCUCCAAAACAAGCUAUACCAGACCUGCCGAGAUAUGAGCGAGCUCCAUUCCACCUUUGCCUCCGCCCACUGUUUCAGCGACCUGUCCAGCGGCCUCUUGAACAAGAGCUUCGCCAUCAUGGCCGAAGCCCAGGGCUCGAUGGAUGAACUCAUGGAAUUCGCCUUGCAAAGCCCCAAGGCCUUGCUUUGGUUGAAGGACUAUCUCCCUCCCAUCUUGACCAAGAAGCGGGAGACCCAGGUAGAGGCGGCGGAGAGCAAGGACGAAGCCAAAGGAGAGGUCCCCCCAUACGACAUGAGGGAUACCGAGAGCAACAUCUUGAAAAUCCAGAAAGCGUACGAACCUCGAGAGUGCUACAAUGAUACUCUUUUUGUGAAGAAGGAGGAGGCAGCCGCGGCCGAAGUGGUCCCACCUUCUAGUUUAAGAGAAUCGGAGGACAUCCUCAAAAUCCAAGAGGCAUAUGAUCCUCAAGGUUGUAAGGAGGACGUAACUCCUAGCAGGGGAGAAAAGGAAGAGGAAGAGGAAGAGGAAGGGCCAUCCCCGAGAAAGGAAGGGUCUAAAAAUUGGGGCAUAUUGAAAUUGCUGGUGACCUACGUGCCCAAAAUCUCCACCAUCCACGCACUGCUAGAGAAGAAGAACAUCCAAUCUUCUGGCCAGAAGGAAGAGGAAGAAGUUCCUGCUCAGGAAGAGGAAGAAGCCUUGCCCAGCAGGGAUGACAUCUUGAAGCUCCUCCAAGCUUACGACCCUAAAGGUUGCGAAGAAUCGUUCAACGAAAUGGAAGUCUCAGAUCCUGACCAAAGAGAAUUCCUUCCACCGAGCAGGGCGGACAUCCUGAAACUCCUGAAGGCUUAUGAGCCUCAAGAGUGUCUUGACGACACACUGCCCAGCAAGGAGGAGAAAGUGGAAAUGGAGGUGUCCCGAAUUUCUAUUAAGGAAGCACCUUCCAUUAAGAAGGUAGAGGUCCCACCUCCUGUCCAGAAGGAAGUAGUCAUCCCACUUCCUAUCCAGAAGGAAGAAGUCAUCCCACCUCCUGUUCAGGUGAAAGUAGUCAUCCCACCUCCUAUCCAGAAGGAAGAAGUCAUCCCACCUCCUGUUCAGGUGGAAGUAGUCAUCCCACCUCCUAUCCAGAAGGAAGAAGUCAUCCCACCUCCUGUUCAGGUGGAAGAAGUCCCACCAUCUACCCAGGUGGAAGAAGUCCUAUCAUCUAUCCAGAUGGAAGAAAUCCCAUCAUCUAUCCAGGUGGAAGAAGACGUCCCACCACCUGUCCAGGAAGAAAUGUCACCACCAACCUCUCGUUCAGAGCUGGAAGUCCCAUCUACUAAGAGCCAGUUGAUUUCAAGCAUGGAUAACAUUCUGAAACUCGAGGCCAAUAAGAGCAACAACAACAACGAGGUCCCACCUUCGACCACGGAAGAAGAGAAACAGCCACUUCCUGAGAAACCCAAGAACCUCCUGGACAUCCAGAAAGCCUACGAACCCAAAGAAUGUGAGGAUGGGUCCUCUAUCAGGAGGCAGGUGGAUGAGGCUUCCUCUUCUGCUCCAGGGGACCAGGUGGACAUCCUCAAAAUCCAGCGGGCCUACGACCUCAAGGAGUGUGAAGAAAUGACUCCUUACAGGGAGGCGGAGGAAGAAUCCUCAACAGCAGCAUCCCAGACCUCCGGAGGUCAAGGGUGGAGCAUCUUCAAACUCGUGCAAUCUUACCUCCCAAAGAGUCUCAGGGAGGAUCCUUCUAAGAAGGAGGAGGAAGACAAGUAGGAAGAUGGAAGGAAGCGGGGAGGGGGGGUGAAUGCUUCGGAAACAGGAGUGCUUAGCGGGGGCUGCAAAUGGCGGUGGACUCACCCUGGAGAAGGUCCCAGGUGGUCGGUCUCCAUAAAGCCAGAUGUACAGCAUGAACCAUUAAAGAACGAGAUGUUGAGUCAGAAGCUCA